Molecule: messenger RNA, 3583 nt
Organism: Rhizopus microsporus ATCC 52813
Lineage: Eukaryota; Fungi; Mucoromycota; Mucoromycetes; Mucorales; Rhizopodaceae
Product: P-loop containing nucleoside triphosphate hydrolase protein
Exons: 8
Coding region: 392-3559 (1055 amino acids)
Biological process (GO): maturation of SSU-rRNA from tricistronic rRNA transcript (SSU-rRNA, 5.8S rRNA, LSU-rRNA)
Cellular component (GO): intracellular anatomical structure; nucleolus
Molecular function (GO): ATP binding; RNA binding
Source: RefSeq, a predicted model, not a curated record
UUUUGAUUGAACAUACGUUAUGGGAAAAUCAAGACCUAGAUUCAAUGAGAAAGCUCGAGCUUCCUCUCUUCGUCCAACUCAACGACCUCAUCCAAAAGCCAGAGACGGUGGUCUUGGUGUUGCAGCAUUUGAUCCUGAGCUUGCUCCUGCAGCUCAACAACAACCAAAGAAGCAAGAUCUAAAAGAUACCAAUGAGCUCAUGAUCAUCCCAGGUGCUGAGAAAGAAGAGGAACAGCCUGCAAAAGUGACAGCUCCUUCUUUUAAACAACCAGAAAAAUACAUGUCCAAGAAGAAGAGAAAGAAGCUCGAGAAAUAUAUUGUAAAUAGAGAAUAAACACUAUCCAACCACCGUGUAUUAACUGAAAGACGGGAACAACUUUAGGAACAAAAAAUGAAAAAAGAGGCACGAGCAGGACUAUUAGAAAAACUAUCAACGUCAUCAUGGUCUUCAGAUCUCCUGAAAUCAUCCAAGUUAAUAGGUCGAUCUGGCCAGACUCUUCGUGAAAAACUCCACCAAGCAAUGCUCGAACAAAAGGCUGGCUUGACACCCACUACAGAUGUACCAUUGAUUAUAGAAAAAGAUAUAGAAUCACUACCUCCCAUUGAAGAGGCCAUAUUUGAGAAAAAGGAAGAGAAAAAGGAUGAACCAGUGGUAGGAAGUGCUUUAAAGCAAGAUGGUUCUACCUUGAAUCUUGUCAAACGCAAAAGAAAGAAGAAGAAGUCGACCAUUCCUGAAAUUGCCAGAAAACGAUACAAGCAGAGAAAGGGUAUUGAAUCCGAUUCAUCCUUUGACAGUUCUGAUUCCGCCUAUGACGAUGAUGACGAUGAUGAUGGCGAAACAAAACCACAGAGAUCAGCGCCUGAACCCGAAGAGGAGGAACAAAAGGGGCCAACACAUUUAGAGCAGAUUGUUGAAGCAACAAAGAGCAUUGUGGCACCGAUACCCAAGAGAGUGGAAGAGGAAUAUGAUGACCUUAAAGUACAGUUAUUGAAGAGUAACAGAGAAGGAGACCUGAGUAAAGACGAAGUCAAGCCCUUCUACGUCAAUGUCAACAGAAAACCAGAGAUUCAAGAAGCACGUCUACAGUUACCUGUUUGUGGAGAAGAACAAGUGAUUAUGGAAGCUAUCCGAAAUAACACCGUUGUGGUUAUCUGUGGUGAAACAGGUUCUGGUAAGACAACACAAGUACCGCAGUUCUUGUAUGAAGCAGGCUGGUCUCAUCCUGAGAGUGAUAAUCCUGGUCUCAUCGGUGUCACUCAGCCUCGACGAGUUGCUACCGUGAGCAUGGCCAAACGUGUAGCAGAUGAAUUGAACCUGUCCGAUAAAGAAGUGUCAUAUCAAAUUCGUUACGAUGCUACUGUAUCCGAUAAAACGCGCAUCAAAUUUAUGACAGAUGGUGUGUUGCUUCGUGAAAUGUCUCAAGACUUGUUGCUGACCAAAUACUCAGUGAUCAUCAUUGACGAAGCACACGAACGCAAUAUCAACACAGAUAUUCUUAUCGGUGUACUCAGCAGAGUGUUAAAACUGAGAGCUCAGAUGAGCCGUGAAGAUAGAGAAAAGAUUAAACCACUUCGUGUGGUCAUCAUGUCAGCCACGCUCCGUGUGUCUGACUUUACAGAAAACAAGACCCUCUUUGCGACACCACCACCCGUGAUCAAUGUGAAUGCGCGUCAAUAUCCCGUAUCGAUCCAUUUCAACAGAAAAACUCCGGAAGAUCAUGUUGCAGAUGCUUAUAAAAAGGUGACCAAAAUACAUGAGCGUUUACCUCCUGGAGGUAUCUUGAUCUUCUUGACUGGUCAAAAUGAAAUUACUCAGCUCUGUAAGAAGCUGCGAAAGAGAUACCCUGCUCUCCCUGAAAAGGCAACUAGUGCUGAACAAAAGCAACAAGAGGCUGCACAAGAAAAAGAGUCUAAAAAGGUGAACCAACCAGCUGGCAAAGUUGAUAUUGAAGAAGAGGCUAUUGAACUGGGUGAAAAUCAAGUUGAAGAAGAUUUUGAUAUAGAUACAGAUAGCGAAGAUGAAGAUGAUAUCGCAGAAGGGUUUGAUGAAGAUGAGCUGGAUCAGGUUGUGAAAGAUGCACCUUUACAUGUAUUGCCCCUAUACUCUAUGCUUCCAACCGAAGCACAACUGCGUGUAUUUCAGCCACCACCAGAGGGCACUCGACUCUGUAUUGUAGCUACCAACGUUGCAGAAACAUCCGUUACGAUUCCUGGUAUUCGAUAUGUAGUCGAUUGUGGUAAAUGCAAAGAACGAAAGUACGACAUAGCCACUGGUGUACAAUCAUUUGAAAUUGGCUGGACUUCAAAGGCUUCUGCAGAUCAGCGUGCAGGUCGUGCAGGAAGAACAGGUCCUGGUCACUGCUAUCGUCUGUUUUCAUCUGCUGUCUUUGACAAUGAGUUUCCUCAAUUUUCUACGCCAGAAAUUGAUCGUAUGCCUAUUGAAGGUGUUGUUCUCAACAUGAAAUCAAUGUAUAUAGACAAUGUUGUCAACUUUCCAUUUCCUACGCCGCCUCCAAAAGAGAAUCUCCAAAAGGCUGAAAAGUUACUGGGUUAUCUUGGUGCUGUAGAUCAACACACGAAGCGUAUCACAGAAUUUGGUCACAUUAUGUCUUUAUUCCCUAUCACGCCUCGGUUUGCUAAAAUGCUUAUUAUUGGACAACAACAUGGAUGUCUUCCUUAUGUUAUUGCCAUUGUAUCAGCACUUUCUGUAGGAAAUCCGUUUAUCCAAGAUUAUCAAUUAGAAGACAAACUAUCAGAUGCUGACAGCGACGAGGAUGAAGAAAUUGCACAACUUCAAAACGAAGCUGCGAUAGAAAAGGCAAAAAGAAAGAUGAUGAGAAAGAAAUACUUUGGUGCAUUAACGAAACACGCUUCAUUAGACCCUUCAAGCGAUAUUCUCAAACUUCUUAGUGCAGUAGCUGCAUAUGAAUAUGCAGGUGCAACCACAUCGUUUUGCGAAGAAAACUUUUUAAGGCCUAAGGCAAUGGAAGAAAUUCGCAAACUUCGACGACAGCUCACGAACCUAGUCUCUGCCAACUUUCCUGACAUUGAUGUCUGUGUCGAUCCCAAGAUGAAACGACCCAGCUCGACCCAGUUAAAGGUGCUCAGACAGGUUCUUACUGCUGGAUUUAUUGAUUCUGUAGCUAUUCGUCAAGAUGUGUUAGAGACCGGUGGUGGAAAAGGCAAGAAAUACAAAAACGCACGUCAUGUGGUGUACCGAUUGAUGUGGAGCGACGAAGAAGCAUUUAUUCAUCCUACAUCGACACUGUUUAGUCAAGAGCCACCUGCUAUGCUUGUCUAUAGUGAAUUAUCCAAAUCUGGCAAGACAUGGCUAAAAGGGAACACAGCAGUUGAAGCCAAAUGGGUUGCCAAAUUAGGACAUGGACUCUGCUCUUAUGGCAGACCACUCGAAUACCCACUUCCAAAGUAUAUUGGAGAUAAGCAAGAUAGAAAAUUGGUUUAUGUAGUACCAAGCUUUGGUCCAAAAGGAUGGCCAUUACCACCUAUACAAGUAGAGCAAAGACGAGAAGGAACCCGUUGGGUGACUGUGUCACACUAACUAUUAUGCAAUAAAUAAAUGACC